Molecule: messenger RNA, 823 nt
Organism: Tachysurus fulvidraco (yellow catfish)
Lineage: Eukaryota; Metazoa; Chordata; Actinopteri; Siluriformes; Bagridae
Product: histone H2B-like
Exons: 2
Coding region: 311-586 (91 amino acids)
Molecular function (GO): protein heterodimerization activity
Source: RefSeq, a predicted model, not a curated record
UCGUAUCUCAUCGUCUGCAUUAUCUUGUGUAGUUUGUAUAGUAUAGUGAUAUUUACUACUUUUGAGAGUCACAAACAGCUGGAACCAAAUACACUUGGCCAAUAAAACUGGUUCUGAUUCUGAUAACACACAUUUGUUCUCUUGUUCAUAAUUACAAUGUCAGACUGUAGCCGCUAGGUGGGUGUUACUCAUUCUCGUGCAGUUCACUUGCACAGCAACACCAUGUCUGAACCAGCGAAGACCAGCCAAGAUAACAGCAUGUAAAGGCCUGAAGCAGGUGCAUUCUGGUCCCGGUAUCUCCUCUAAGGCCAUGGGCAUCACGGACUCGUUCGUCGACGACAUUGUUGAGCGCAUCGCCCUUGAGUCUUCUUGUCCGCCUCGCCACAACAACCCCGCCACCUAUAAGGACAUCCAGACUGCCGUGCGUCUGUUGCUUCUCGGAGAGUUGAGGGUCGCCCUGGCAGCUCAGCAGCAGGAGCCGCUGCCACAGAAUUUCACUUCCUCUGCUCCACUUGCCGCUGAUUGCUCCAGGACUCAACCUCUCAACAUGAAUAGGUAUGCCACCAAAAACACGGUUGCUGAAUAGAAGUGGUGAAGCAAAGGUCUCAUUCUACCUACCCAAACCACAUUCUCAUUUUACUGACCUCAUUGUGCAUCUUCUUGCAACUGCUCACGUUCGGUUUUUCUUUAUUUCAUGGGUGAGCAUUGCAGCAUUAUUGCUUUUUCAGUCAUAAAGGUGUGUAUAUAGCAACCUACAAGCUUUCCAGAUAUGUUGUGGCUGUUAAUGUUUUCAGAAGGAAGAUCUGAUUUAUGGACUUGCUUG